This is a messenger RNA of Besnoitia besnoiti, 258 nucleotides long. Its product is annotated as SAG-related sequence. The transcript is spliced from 2 exons. The coding region runs from base 1 to 258 and encodes 85 amino acids. The record is from RefSeq and is a predicted model, not a curated record. NCBI's taxonomy places the organism in Eukaryota, Apicomplexa, Conoidasida, Eucoccidiorida, Sarcocystidae.
AUGAAGGAUCCUGUAGCAGGGGAAAACGCCUGCGCGAUCAUCAUCACCGUGAUGCGGAAGCCCCUUCCGCCAUUCCCUGAUCAAGUUUACAGUUGCUCCCCAAGCAAAGGCACAGACCUGGUUGUCUCGACAGCCAAGUGUGCGGUGAAGAUGAAGUGCCCCACGAACCUCGCUCUUCAGCCUUCGGACGACGCCACAGCGUACGACGACAAGAACGGCGGGGCUGAGCGCUUGGUUUCCCGCACCGCGUCUCAAUAG